Messenger RNA from Pseudophryne corroboree (corroboree frog), 5411 nucleotides. RefSeq names its product glial cell derived neurotrophic factor (gene GDNF). The transcript is spliced from 3 exons. The record is from RefSeq and is a predicted model, not a curated record. Gene Ontology annotation, molecular function: glial cell-derived neurotrophic factor receptor binding; receptor tyrosine kinase binding; growth factor activity. The coding region runs from base 752 to 1435 and encodes 227 amino acids. Lineage: Eukaryota; Metazoa; Chordata; Amphibia; Anura; Myobatrachidae. Gene Ontology annotation, biological process: positive regulation of branching involved in ureteric bud morphogenesis; negative regulation of neuron apoptotic process; peripheral nervous system development.
CCUGCACAUCUGCCCUGCAGCCAGCCUCUGUGUGCACUGCCUUCACUCUCCAGCUCAGCAAGUGCUCCCAGCACAGGCAGGACAGGAGCAGAGGAUUGGGGACCUGGUCUGACUUUGUAGGGAGCUUGGAUUGCAGGAGUGAUCAUCAGGCUCACUCCACACAUGCCAACUGGAUCUUUAUCUUGUGCUAUGUGUCCAGGUCUGUGCCAGGAGAAAGUCUUCUUGCUUUGUACCACCAGCUAAGCAGUCCCCCAGCCCUGGUGAUUUCUCCUCAGUGACCUGCCUGGGUGUUACCUACCCUCCCUCUCAGCUGUGAGCUCCCUGGGACCAGCAGCUGCUGUUACAGGAGCCCCCAUGUCUUCAUCUGACUCUCACCAGUUGCUGAUGGUUUGUGGUUAUUGGAUUCCUCAGAAGGAUUUUAGCCUCCAGAUCUUCACCAUGCAGAAUUAUUAUUAUUGCUGCUGUUUCUCUGGUUGAUCCAUUUGGAGGGGAUAAGGAGAGGACAUACUGUAGUAGCUGGUUCCUUUUCUCAUUUCUCCAGGGCUGAAGAUCAGUCCGACCCACCUGCCCACCACUGUGGUCAGAUCUUUGCCUCUCCCCCCUAGCCCAGGAGGACACUUCUUCUAGGACAAGUUGUAAGGACACCUGGACUCCCAGCCAGUCCCUUCUCAUUUCCCAGGGUCCGGAUUCAUGUCCAUCUCAGGGCUGGAGAGGCCACACAAACGGUCCCUUUCUUGGAAGUCUUUCUAAGAUGAAGUUAUGGGCUAUCCUGGCUGUCUGCAUUUUGCUGUUCAGCUCUGUCUCCAACACCCCGUUGCCGUCACACUGGGUAGCUGGUAAGAAGAGAUCAAGCCAGGAAUCGUGGUUGCAGGACGGGAACGCAGCUUUGGGGAUGUAUGAAGCAGAUCCUGAACCUCCCACUGCCCUGCCGGGGCAGGCAGAUGUACACAAGUUGUCUGAAAUACCCGAUGACUAUCCAGACCAGUUUGAUGAUGUUUUGGAAUUUAUUCAAGACACCAUAAAAAGACUUCGGAGGUCACCCAAUAAGCAAACUCUCUCCAGACGAGACAGGGGAAGACAGGUUGCAGCAACAGGCACUCAGAAUUCCAGUAAAAAAACGAGCAAGGACAGAAAGCGGAAAAACAAAGGUUGCGUCCUUCGGGAGAUACACUUGAAUGUGACGGACUUGGGAUUAGGCUAUGAAGCCAAGGAGGAACUUAAGUUUAGGUACUGCAGUGGGUCCUGCAAUAACCCAGAGACAACUUACGACCAAAUUCUAAAAAACUUGACGAUCAAGAAAAAGUUGGUUAAUGACAAAGUGAAACAGGCAUGUUGUAGGCCGAUUUCAUUCGAUGACGAUGUUUCAUUCUUGGAUGACAAUCUAGUUUACCACACCUUGAAACAACAUUCCGCGAAGAAAUGUGGCUGUAUAUGAUUUUGUUUUAUGGAUGGCCAUGAGGCAGUGUGCAUCGCAUUCCUGAAAUAAGGCAAAGGAAGGGAUCAAGGUUCCCGUUGCAGUCUCCCGAGGACGGAAAUGGAGAAGAGGACCAAGGAUGGUUGGGCAUAGAGCUGUCAUUGAAACUUGUUGGGGCCGUUGUCCAGCAACAGCUAUAAUAAAAAAAAAAAAUACCUCUGCAAGAGUAAUAUCGACAGCCGGAGCAAGACAAUGCUCUUGUAGGGAGGACGUAUUUUCACCAAUAUAUAAAUAUAUAUACAUAUACGAUAUGACUCACCAGCAGUGUUGACUGGAAAAGUCAAUUACCAGCUUUUAAACACAGGCAUUUAUACAUCGUGCAUGUCAGGGUUUUUUUUAUGUAUAUUUUUGUUCAACAAAAACAAGUGUAUUACAUAAUCCAUUAGCUCUGUAUUUUGGGGUUUAAUUAAAAUAUUUGCUACUAUAAUACGCAUUACUUCAGCUCACCUUUAGUCCAUAGACAUGUAAUACCAAACACUCUUCUAAGUAAUUCUUAGUACAAUCUAUGAGUAACUGUAAACCGUAGUGUAACUUCCAUCUAAUUGCAUCUUUAGUAGAGAAGUGUGAUUGUUGUCCCAGAUUUAAUGGACAUGGGCUAAAGUGGAACUUGGGUAUGUUUGUUUAGUAAUGUGGCUGCUUGUUAUCCAGAUCAACCAAUCAGAGUUUAGCUUACAUUAGUCCAUGCAUGCAGACAUUCUGUUGGCCACUUUGGUAGAUUUUAAACCAUACUGGUCAUAAUCUGCUCUUAGCCAAGAAUGAGCUUGCAGAUCAGAGGUAAAUUCUGGUUGCUUUGGAAUUGGGCACAGCCUUCCAUUUUCAUAUAUUAUACAAACCUAAUAGAGUACCACUUUAGUUUUUUAUAUAUAUAAUAAUUAUUUGACAGAAAACAAAAUAAAAAAAUGGGCAAACUUGUGACCUUGCAUGGCCAUAUCUAAUCCAUUUAAGUCCUUGACUGGCCAGCAGUUGCCUGCAGGAGACAUGGCUCGCCAGGAACACGGAUAUCUUCAUAUUUUCCCAGUACUCAGGGAAAUCCUUGAUAACAUGACUUUAGCAUGUUAUGGCAAUACCUAAUUAUUGCAUCUAGUGAACUCAAAUGUGGCCAAACCAUUUUGUGAAUUUCCGGCAUGCUAGAGGUUCCUUUGAUGGCUUAUUUGAAAACCACAUUUGGGAAUUAGCUCAACACGAAACAUAUAAAUGUAUUUUGGGGUUUACAGUAGAAUUAUCUUUUUUUCUUAUUUUAUUUGCAGUACAUUUUGUAAUUGGUCCCCAAGACCAAUCAGACUACUCGAUGCCAUGCAUCCACUCAGAUACAUGAAUAUAAAAGAUAUUUAUUGAGAAUUAAGUUAUUGCUAUUUAUUACAGUCCAGUUAUGAAUGUUUCUUUUUUUUUUCCUAUUUAUUACAAUUUCUCUUUGAUGGUGCCAAAGCGACGCAUUGCUCUCUCUCUCUCUCAAAGGAGACGGGUGCAAGCAAAUGUAUGUUUGGUAGUUGUAGAAUCACACACUUUACCCUUUGCUAUCUUGGCUUGAUGUGGACCUGUGGACCUGUUAGGAGGGUAGUUUGUAUCUUGAAUAUUUUUGCUUUAUUUAAAAGAAGGAAAAUGCUUCAGAGUUUUUGUAAACGAGCACAAGGUCUGAUUACAAGGGAACUGACCGGAAAGCAAAACAUUGGACGCGUUUCAUAAAACAUAUUGCCCAGAAAAUGUGUAAACUCAGGACUCCAAUAGUUGCUGGUUGUAAGAUUUUCUCACCGUGAGCUAGCUAUCUAAAUUCAACAAUCCCACACCACCAAUCACCAAUAAUCACACAAAGCUUAAAAAAAUUGUCUAUUUUUUGUUUUCACCACGAACAGACUCCAAAAAUAAUUGUCCACUAUGAGUUAUCUUUAUGUGAAUAAGUAUCUGCACAGAAAAAAUAAGUUUAUUCCCAUGGUUUCUGGAGUUUUGUUAGGAAUUCCCAUGGCUCUUAUAUCUGCUCCUUGGAGGCAUGGUUGCAUGGUGAUUAGUACUGCUAUCACUGGCGCCAUGGUCCUGGGUUUGACUCCGCCCAGAUUUCUGCCUUCAAGGAGUUUCCAAGAUUGUGCAAUGCUAAGAAAUAUAUUGGUGCUAUAUAAAUAAGCAAAAACAGAUUCUGUUUGCCAAGGACACAGGUCGCCAAUACAAUUGCUGCGUGUAUGGAUUCUGAGUCUGGCUAGUGAGUUCUCUACUCUCCUCACCCCCAUAGUCUAUAUAACUAGUGAGCAGAGAGAUGACUAUAUUUGGGCUUUUUAAGACCCCUAGAUAAAGAAGGGUGUCAACAAUAUAUUGCCACAACCCAGAGUCAACCAGUUCUUACACUCAGUAUAUAUGGCUACUGUGAUCUGGAACUAACAGGGAGGAUCCAAUUUUAAAUAAAUUAUAUGUAAACUAUUGUGAAGCAAAUUGUAUUUUAAUUUAAAAAAAAUACCACACUGUCCUGAUACAGUAUAUCUACUUAAAAUUCCCUUUCCCAAAGAAGAUAGAAGAUGAGUAUUUGAUGGAUGGUGUGCUGAUAUGGUGAAAUCCUGGCUCAACCGAAGAUAAAGUUAUCGUUGAAACUGUUUUAGCCAAUCAGAUUCUAGCUUUACUUAGUUUGUUGCAUGUCUACUUUAUUUCUGUUUUUCUCCAUUAUAAUGAACAACUUGUUAAUUCAUAUUGACUUAUACAUUCUUCAACCUCACUAAUGUUAUCUGGUGAAGAAAAAGAUAACAUUAUUAUGAUUCUUUUGCUAAUUCUUUCAGAAUCCGCUGGCUUUGCAGAUGUUGCGCAGUCCCUGUUCUGUUUAACUUCUUCUUUUUUUGUGGUUUAUAUUUCAUUUUCUUCCCUGUAAAGAGCCGACGAUGCCUCACAUGGUCGUCUUGUGCGUAUUGCUUCAAACUUUCCCCACUAUGAAACUCUGAGCCUGGCCUUAUCCUGCUAACUGUUGCAUUUUACUCACCAAUUGUGCCUUUUUGGUCCAAUCAUUAUCCAUAUUGCCAGAAUCGCAGAGGCGAAGGCACCUGCUCACAGGCAUAAAAGCUUUGAAGGAAUUUUACAAAUAUUUUCUUGCAGAAUUAUAGCACAGUUUCCAACAGUUGUAAAAAUAAGACUUUGUCACAGUGUAAGAAAAUACUUAACUGCUCUUCGCAUAAGCUUUAUUUGAAUCCUCUGGCAGAAUUAAAAUCAAUGUCACAUGCAUUAAAAAAUGCAUCAGACUCCCUGACAGCCAGCAUCCCGUACCGAUCCUGACUGCACCGCUCAUUGCAUUAAAGUUGCAAUGAUUCAAAUUCUUUCCUGCUGCAAUCUUGGCAGUUUAUGGAGUUAAACUUCUAACAUCAUAUAAGGAAGACAGUAGAUUUUACCCUGCUUUAAAUAAAUACUGAUUUUUAUUUUUGUGAGCUUAAAUUCACUUUAAAAUUCACUACCUGUUGAUGGUGUACUUUAAAGUAAGUCAUUGUCAUACUGUUAAUUCUCCUUUAAAGAAGCAUUCAAGAUUAAAUCAGACACAUAUGUGAAGAAUAACUCACAGCUGUAUAGAGAACAAUGUAGAAAUUGUACGAAUCUAUUAAAAAAAAAAAAAAAAGAUUGGGAUUGUGGUCAGAGUCCCAUCAGGAGCUCAUAAUUAAAUCAUUCAUUUACACAUUACAAUUAAGGGUACAUUUACUACAGUAUAUGUCUCUUUUAAAAGCCGCUGCAUAUUUGGCCGCUAGUUUUAAAGGGGCAAAAAUAAAUGCAACCCAUUGCAAGUAUUGUAUUUUAAUUUUAUUGGCCCUUAAAUCCAGCAGCCAAAAAGAGGUGGCAGCUUUGAGAAAAAAUCCACUUAGUAAAUUUACCCCCAAAACUUAAGCGUUAUCUAGUCUUUUUGUAUUUCUUGAACUGAGGUCCAGCAAGUCGUUUGUUUCAUGUUUUAUGGUUUUAUGUUCUGAGAAAUGAAAAGGGUAAA